AUAAAGCGAGUAUGGAGUCCGUUUUACGCACCACCCAAAACAAAACCCCGCUCCAAGCCCCGCAAUUUUGGCGCCAAAACAGGAAUGGCGAAUAAGCUGAAAUCACAAUCCUCUCAUUCUCCAUCGAUGCGCCAGCUCCGCUGCAAAUUCACUCGAAUCGUCUGUAAUCACGAUCAGCUCAAAAUCGCUUUUCAUCAGCUCAAAUCGCAGAUCGAAAGCGGCCUAAAAGAAGCUGAAGAUGUGUUUAGGUCACUUGCAAUUCCGUUAUCGAAGCUCGUUGGCUUGAAGACCGUUGAAAUGGCUGAAGAAGGACGAUAUAGCAAUUUUUUCAUGACUUCUGAAUUACAAACUCAGAAUUGUUGGGGAAACAAUGGCAGAACAGAUUCUUCAGAAGGCUCGCCAUCCGCGACAGAUAGAGUACAUCAAACACACAAGUUUGAGGAAGACUUUACUACUAGAGCCACCACUGCAGGGAAAGAUCUGAUGCAGAAACAGAAAUUUCAACUAACACAGUUAGUUUACCUUCUUAAAAAAAUCGAAGCUCAGGUUAACUCUAGCCAAAAUGAAGUUUCUCAGAACAUCAGUGACCAUCAAGUCUCCAUGCAGAAGUACUUUGAAAAAGCUAUUAGAUAUGUAUCUACUUUUUAUCAGUCUGGUCAAAACUAUGAAGCCUUUCUUGUCACAAUCCAAAUCCUUAAAGCCACAUUUUCUCGAGUGCAUAAUGUCCUUGGAUCUGUAGAGGGAGAUGUUGACAAUAUGAUGAAUAAACUUGCUACAUUAAUGUGUAAUCCGAUGAUUGAGUAUGUCAAGGGCUUGAAAGCUGAAAUAACAUCAGGAACGUUCCCAAAGUUGUUGACAAUAGUGGAAGAAAUGGUAGAAGCAAAUAAAGAUCGAAGACUAGAAUUAGAGGAAGCAAGAAUGAAGUUGAAAGGGGCAGAAGAAUGGAAGAUUGAGGCUUUGGGCAGAUUGCAGGAAUCAGAGGGGCGAGCAAGGAAGAUGAAAGUGCAGCUAGGACUCUUAUUGGAAUCUGAAAAGAGGUCCUUGAACUUGGAGCGUAACACUGGGAAAGAGUUCUUAUGUUUAAGGGAAGAUCAGACAAAAGAUGAGAAGUUGUUGUGGGAACUACUGAAGAAAAAGAGGAAAUACCAACCACCAGACAGUCCAUUUGCACAAACAGGAUUCCUGUGCACUGGGACCAGCAACACACAGAGGAAAUUAACAAAUGGGAGGUCAUUAAUCCAUUGCAAACCCAUCAAACGUAGCUGUGUCCAGGGAUUAAAUCCACAAACCCCGCGCUUGGAUUACUUGAUACCCCUAGGUUCAACACCUUCAACGACAACUCAUAAUUGCUUUAAAAUGCGCAAGCGCAUUACACCAUGAGGUUAAGCUCAAGUGGUACAUGGACUACUGCAAUGUACAUUUGCUCUUUCUGGUAACUUUUUACUAGAUGCUAUGUUUCGGUAAAGAGUUCUAGAUAGUUUUAUGUUUCUGGAUACUGAUGCCCAUGAGUUCAUUAGUUUUAUUUUAUAUCGUUUUUUUUUUAUUGUACUUUAGUUGCUUCGGCUAGAUAGCCGUAGUUGCUUGGAUUCAGCAGAAAAUAUAUAGAGCUUAGCUAGGGUUAGCAAAUUUAAACACAUGAUUUGUAUAAAAAUUCACAGACAUACGUAAGCAGAAUGGAAGUAUAGAUCCAGGACUCAACUUGUGAAUAAACUCACCCUUUGAUUUCCUGUCGCCGCAGCACUCAAAAUUUAAAGUGCUUCGGCAGACAAGCAUUUGGCUGGAAGGAGAACUUACUAGUACUGAGCAUAUCUGAAGAAAAUUGUCAAUUGAAAUGUGAAAGAAAGUUAAGGGAUUACUUCACAAAUUACAAGACAAGUGAGGAGGAAGAGAAGUUUUCAUAUCUGAAGGAGAUUAUUAAUUUAUGAGGCUUCUGGACUUCUGGUCACAGGAGGUCAAAUAUAACUAAAUUUGUAAUUUAGGGAGGUGAGUCUGUACAAGUAUUCGCUGGUAACCUACUGGUGUAGGUAAAGAGGAAUAAUUGACUAGAUCGAUCAGGGACUAAGAAGAGAUUUCAGUUGGGUAAGAAGAUUGUUGAUCAGAGAGGCUUGAUGGUCAGAGGAGGUUACAGUCAUUAUAUUUAUGGAUUAUUGAAUGUGACUACAUGUGCUAGUAACAAUAUGAUAGAGAGUUGAAAAGAAUUCAUGAAGCAUAUAUCAGUAAUAUAUAACAUUUAAAAUGAAAGAGUUCAUAUGGUUGACGUAUAUCUUUUUUCCCCUCAAGCUGAUGUCACUAAACAAGGUCCGAUUCUUUGUAGCUUAAUUAGAAACCAUUAAGAUUUAAGACGGUUGAUUAAUUGACAAGUAGUUGAAAUUGGGCGGUUCAAACAGGUUCAGCUGGUCCUUUUGCCUUGAUGUUCUUUGGCACAUACCAAACAACAAGAAAACCGAAGUACUAAAUGUGACUAAAUAUUUUGUAAGAGCGUACUGUUUACUUUGCUUGCCUCGGUAUAUGGCAUACUUCUAGCUGGCAUAUCUGUUCAUUUUCAUAAGUUUUAAGCGUGCCUCAAGUUUGCAAUAUAAUAGAUACGCUUUUAAGUUGGUUCUUCCCCUAAUUCUAGUGGAAAUUGAAAUUCAUUCAUAUAUCUUUACAAAUUUGGGAUUGAACUUCCUUAAAAAAGGAUUGAACGUUAAAUAUUUUUAACUUCGGGGCAUGCUUACUUUAUAUUUAUAUUAAAAGCUGUAUUUUAAUUGAUUUAUACCGAGUUCAGUUGCUUACUUUGUAAAAGCGUGAUGACUCUCCCUGUCACAACACCUUGUGCACACAACUUUUGCAAGUCUUGUGUAGAAGAAAUAUUUGCUGGGCAGACUUUCACCAAGGAGAGGAAUAGGGGCGGGCGCACUCUGCGAUCACAGAAGAAUGUUAUGAAGUGCCCUGCAUGCCUUAUGACAUAUCUAACUUUCUUCAGAAUCCACAGGUGAACAGAGAAGUGAUGGAUAUCAUUGAGAAACUAAAACAGAGACCUGAGGAUGAGAAUACUGUGGACGAGUCUAUAGUGAAGGUAUCGGAUACUUCUGAAAAUGGUGGCCUGGUGGCUUUGUCAACAGAUGAGGAUACAGACUCAUCAAAUACUGAAACUAAGCCACUGAGCUAAAUACUGAUGUGGUGGCUGGCGGGAGCGCCGGUGUAACCUGCAGAUGAACAAAUUAAACUUAAAGUAUUUUCUUUCAUAAGAUAGCCAUAAACUUAAAAUUCACUUUACAUAUCUACAUUUCUACACAGGGCACCUUUGCAUAAGCCAAUCUUUAUAUCCAGUAUGUUGGUUGUACGGACUUUGUAUUUUUAUAAACUUAACUGUGCUUUGCUCUGUACAUAAUUACAUUAAACGGGGCGUGUAAAUUUGCAAUCUAAUAAUUCAGUAGAAUUAAGUAA
This is a messenger RNA of Daucus carota subsp. sativus, 3429 nucleotides long. RefSeq lists its product as uncharacterized. The transcript is spliced from 6 exons. The record is from RefSeq and is a predicted model, not a curated record. NCBI's taxonomy places the organism in Eukaryota, Viridiplantae, Streptophyta, Magnoliopsida, Apiales, Apiaceae. Bases 85 to 1380 code for a protein of 431 amino acids.